AUGGCCCCAUUUAAGCAGGAGAACCAGUCGGCUGUCUCUGUGUUCUUAGUGGUUGGGCUUUCUGAUGUGGCAGGACCCCACAUUUUCCUCUUCCUCCUCUUCCUCUGCAUCUAUCUUAUCACCCUGGGGGGCAACCUGGUCAUUCUGAGCGUGAUCUCAUAUGAUCGGAGGCUCCGCACGCCAAUGUACUUCUUCUUGGCCAACCUGUCGGUCAUUGAUAUCAUCUUCUCCUCUGUCACGGUGCCCAAGCUGCUUUUCAUCCUGGUUACUGCUCAGAGGUCCAUGUCCUUUCAUGGUUGCGUCACUCAGUUGUCCUUCUUUCAAUUCUUCGUGGUGGCAGAAUGUUACCUCUUGGCAGUAAUGGCUUAUGACCGAUAUGUGGCAAUCUGUUUCCCGCUCAACUAUUGUCUAAUAAUGAGCCAGUCGUUGAGAUGCAGAUUAGUGGUGGUUUGUUGGGCAUGUGGCCUUGUGAACUCUCUGGUCCAAGCUUUCUCAAUCUCCCACCUAGAUUUCUGUGGCCCCAAUGUGGUGGACCAUUUCUUCUGUGAUGUCACCCCCCUGUUUAAGCUUUCUUGCUCAGACACACGGGUCAGCGAGACCAUUUUCCUGCUGGUUGUGGCGGUGGCAGGAAUGGGGCCUCUGACUUUUAUCCUUGUGACAUACGGACAUAUUAUCUUGGCCAUAACAAGAAUCACCUCCAGCCAUGGCCGCUACAAAACCUUCUCCACCUGUGCCUCACACUUUACCGUGGUGGCUCUGUAUUAUGGCAGUGGGAUCUUUAGCUACAUCUGGCCUACUUCUACUUACGCCAUGAACAAAGAUGUCAAAGUGGUGGCCGUUCUGUACACAGUCAUGACCCCCAUGCUGAACCCCAUCAUUUACAGUCUUAGAAAUCGAGAAGUUAAACAGGCUCUGAAAAAUGCUGUUGGGAGAAGGAAGUAAAAUGCUGCUCCUGUCAUUCUUUUGGUGUGCUCGUACUCCAUUGGUGU
This is a messenger RNA of Xenopus laevis (African clawed frog), 989 nucleotides long. Its product is annotated as olfactory receptor 5A2. The coding region runs from base 1 to 942 and encodes 313 amino acids. The transcript has a single exon. NCBI's taxonomy places the organism in Eukaryota, Metazoa, Chordata, Amphibia, Anura, Pipidae. The record is from RefSeq and is a predicted model, not a curated record.